CAAUCAACUGUAGACCGACGACGCGGCGACGCGCGAAAUUCUGCCCGCCAUACUCUGAUUCACAAGCGUUUGAACGCAGCUUUGUGGUUCCUUUAGUUAUUUGCGCUAAGCCAAACUGGAACCUCACAACGGAGCCGAGGCAAACUUGAGUUGGAACGCUGCAACGCUAGCAAGCACGGUACAGGCUGAGACUAGUCCCAACGUAGUGUUAGGAUCGUUGUUAGAGGCGCUGCCUAGCAAGGGCUUGCUGUCUCACUCGUCGCAGCUCUCGACGAUGAGCCAGGCCGCAGCUUGCCGCGCGUGGAGAGGGCUUUAACACGGACGGCAAGAUGAGUAGGCUUGAGUGCUCAUGAGAACCUACUCGUAUGCAUCGACGGGCGCGGGCUCGGCGCGGACAGCGGAGCCGGCGGGAACCCGCCCCAGGCGGGUGCCUAGCCCGGAGCUGCUGCGGCGUAGCAGCAAACACAAAUGGUCUUCUGCAUGCCCGCCCGGGAGAGCGGCAGCAGCGCUACUGAUACUGCUGGGGGCGCUGCUUCAGCGAUCCUGCGUAGCGGCACAGGGCCUCGCCCCGCCCCCGCCCCCGCCGCUCCUCUCCUCCACGACGCCUGCAUCCAGCGGCUUUGGAGUCGCCGGCAGCAGAAACAGCACCAGCAACGCCAGUAGCAUCAACGCCAACAGUAUCAGCGGGGGUUCGGGGCACAACGACACGCCGACCAACCACGUGACCGUGGGCUGCGGCCUGCGUGCCGUGCUGCCGGCGCUCACGAGCUACUGCCGGGAGGCCACGCGGCGGGCGCUACAGGCGGAGGCCAGCCACAACCCCCGACUGGCCAUUGUGGACAUUGUGUCUGACGACGGCGGCGUGACGCCCCCCGCCGCCGCCGUGAACGCGGACGUGCGCGUGCUGAGCGCUGCCGAGUCGGCACUGCAGCCGCUGCUGUACGAACACGCGCGCGGCAACACCAGCUACCUCUCGCAGCUAGAUGCCAACGUGAGCGCCGGCGCCCGCCUUCCUAGCAGCUUCCUGUCUGUGCCUGGCGGCGCCGCCGGCGGGCCGCUGCAUGCGCCGCUGCUGCUCUUCUACCGGCGCGAUUGGUGGGCGUCGAUGCUGGCGCGUACCUCUUGGCGAAACGGCGGCGGCGGCAGUAGCAGUGAUGGCGGCGGGGAGGCGGCGGCGCCGCCGCCGCCGACGUGGCAGGCGCUGGUGGAGGUGCUAGAAGCCAACGUGAACACCAACCUGGAACCUGACGUCAGCGAGCCUGAUCACGUGUUGUGUGUGGACAUGAUGGAGGGCUGCAAGGGCUGGGCUGUGUUGGCGGGCAUAUACGCCUCCAUGACUCAGACCAAGGGCGGCUGGCAGGGAGCGUACUUCAACCGAUCCGCCGCCGGCGGCCUAUCGCCGAGCGUGGGCAACGUGGCCAUGGCGGCGGCGCUACGACUGUACAGCCGGAUGGCCCAGGUCAACGCCGCGCCGUACACCCCCGGCGGCGCCGCCACGAGCGUUGACCGGGUUCCGGUGGAUCCAAAGCAUUACAUGGUGGCGGGCGGCGACGUGGAUCCAGCAACGGGGCUGCCGGCGUGCGGCGUGGUGAAUUCGCUGUUUGCGGCGGGACGCUGCCUGUUCACGAUUGACUGGGCACCCGCGGCUUUGGCGAUGACUGCCGGCGAUGCUGUGGGCGUGUCUGGCAACCUGGGUGUGGGGCUGCUCCCGGGCAGCAGCGAGGCACUGGAUCCCACCGCCGGCAACACCCUGCAGCUGUGCACACGCGCCUCCUGCCCCCUGGCGGAGGCGCUGCCCAAGCCCUUCAACACGGUCAUGUCAGCCUACCAGAUCGCAACCGAGAUGAGCGCGCAGCCACCGCAGCCGCCGCAGCCGCCCAGCCAGCCGCCGCCGCCCAACAUGCCGCCGCCACCCAGCCCGCCGCCGUCGUACCCGCCGCCGCCGUCGCCGCCGUUGCCGCCGUCGCCGCCGCCGCCCAGCCCACCGCCGCUGCCGCCCGGGCUUGGGAGCACCGUAGAGAUGAUGAACAACCGAGCGCCGCUGAUGGCGGCGGUGACGCACGUGUACGUCCAGCCCGCUGACCAGAGCGCGCUGCAGGCGGCCCGAGUGAACGAGGUCAUGCGAAUCGUGGGAUACCAGGGUGGGCUCAAGUACUCGCUUCUGACAGGGCUGGCUCCCAGCAACGCCACCGUUGACACCCCCGCCGAUGGCGGCUCCAACUCCACCUCUACCUCCAACUCCAACUCCCCAUCCGGAGAGACGUGUGCCGCGCAGAUGGCGCUAGGCAGCGGCGGCGCGGGCUCCGCCGCAGCGGUCGCGGCGUCGUCCAUCCUAGAUCUGGCGCCGGAGGAUCAGGAUGCCCUAGUUGUGGCCAUCUUGGCUUCAACCCGGCACAGCAACGAAUACUUUGAUUUCAAGCUGCCCUUCAGCAACGUGUAUCGGUCGUGGUUAGACGCUGCGGCCACCCGCGCGGCACUUCAGAUCAAACACAACCUCACGGUUGACGCCGCGGCAAUCGCGGCCAUGGCGCAGAUGAUCAGCCGUGGCGGCAGUAGCGACAGCAGCGGCAGUAGCAGUGGCGGCUCGGAUCCAGCAGCUCCAGCCAGCGGGGGUGGCGGAACUGCGUCAGUAGCAGCAGCAGUAUCCAUGACAGGCGCUGCUACUGCCGCAGACGGCGCCGCAGGCGGAGCAGGCGCGGGUGGGGGCGCAGGUCAGGGGUCGGCACACACCGUGGCGCGACACCGGCACUUGCUACAGCCGCAGGGGCAAGGGCCGCCGGCAGUAGCAGAUGGUCCGCAGCUGCCGCUGCUGGUGGUCCCAGUGGCGCAGUCGGGCGGCGGCAGCGACAGCGGUGGCGCCGGAAGCAACGGCAGUAGCAGUAGCAAUAGCAGCGGCAAUGGCGUGUCGGUGGUGGCAGUAGCAGUGUUGGACCCUGACCCGGUGGUCCAGCAGCUGGUGAUGGAGCUGCAGAGAAAUUUCACGGAAACCAUGAGCCGGUUUCCCUACACCAACAUUCUUCGCUUCCUCUAUGAGUAUUACCUCCCCGCAAAGCCCGUCGAGGCGCCGCCGCCGCCGGCGCCCAUCGACAACCCAGCUUUGCGAUUGGGGCUACCCAUCGCACUCACGGUGGGCUGCACGCUCAUCAUCCUGGGCGUGGUGGCGGCUGUGGCGGUGUGGAUGGUGCGCAGCCGGCGCUUCAGGUCCAAGGCACUCCAGCCGCCGGGGCCCGGGCCCGCCACCACACUGGUCAUGACCGACGUGCAGAACUCCACUCUUCUUUGGGAGCUGCUGCCGCUGGGUGUGAUGGACGUGUGUCUGAGCAUUCACCACCGCAUCAUGCGCCAGGCUAUCUCCGACCACUGCGGCUAUGAGGUUUUCACGGAGGGAGACGCCUUCUGCGUGGCCUUUUGGAGCCCCGAGGAGGCGCUUGGCUUCGCAUUCCAAGUGCAGGAGGAGCUCCUGAUGGCGGACUGGCCCGACGUCCUCCUACAGCAGGAGGACGGGUGUGAGGUCUGGGCGCAGCGGUGCCACGUGGGACCCAGCCUUGGAAGUAACGGCGGCGGCGGCGGUUACGUCGCCGCCGCCGCCGCCAGCUCCAGCAUGGCAGCGGCGGUUACAAACCGCGGGCUGCGCAUGCUGCGCACGAGCACCGCACAGCAGCCGCUGGCGCUGCCGCCGCCGCCGUCCUUUUCCGCCACGCCCUCCGCUGCAGGCGCGGGCCCGGUGGGUAUGGGUGCGGGAGUGGAGGGUGGCAAUCCGAGGCUUGCGCCGACGCUGGCGUCAGCGCUGGCGGCGCGUUGGUCUGCAUCGUCGUCGCCGCGGCAGCCGCUGCCGCUGCCGCCGCCGCCGCCACCGCCCCGGGCGCCGACGGCUCCGGCGCCGCCGGAGCAAGCGCCUGCUUCGAAGGCCCCUUCACGGCUGCGCAUGCUGGUGGCAAAGACGGACGCACUCAACCGCUUCCAGCGUCGCAACUCGGCGCCACUCGCCGCCGCCGCCGCAACUUUGUUGAGCAGCGGCAGCGGCAGUCGCAGCGGUGGAGACGGGGGCGGGGGCGGGGGGGAGCAGCAAGCGACGGUGGCCGCGACAGGGACGCACCGUGUCGUUGCCGAUGGCGGGCACGGUGCGCCUCUAGGGCGGGGGCCAGCGGGCGCGUGGCCAAUUUCCGCGGGCCCCCCAGCGGCACUGCUGGGGACCGGCAGUAGCAGCACCACCUCCCCGGCUGCAGCUACAGCCACAGCUACAGCCAGGAGCCCUGCAGAGGAGGCGGGGCAAGGGCCGGGGCCGGGGCAAGGGCCGGGGCUGGGGAAGGUUCGCAGCCCAACGGGCCAGGUCCCGUCGCCGUCAGAGCCGCUGCACAAGCUACAGCUGCCGGGUUCGUGUGGCGUGCGCGAGCCCGCGGUCGGCGCAGCAGCUGCUACAGCCGCUACAACUGCUGCAUCCACUCCCACCGGCCGUCGGUCCGGCGAAGGCAGGGGCGCUGACGUCAGCAUCCGGCGUCUGGCCCAGGUCCGGGAGCACGACGACGGCGCCCGUGCACCGGCGGCGGCGGCUACAGCCGGCGGCGGCGGCGGCGGCCGUGGCGGCAGCCGUGGCGGCGGCGGCGGCCUUGAAGCUGGCCUGGUGGUGCUACAGCCGGCCGGCAUCGCGGUCAGCCAGGACGGCAGUAGCAGCAGCAGUAGCGGCGCCGGCAGCUCCGACGACGACCGCGAUGCGCGCGAGCGACCGUCCGCUGCUGCAGCCGGCCCUUCGACUUCUGCUACAGCCAGGGAGCGGCCGUCGGCGGCGGCGGCGGCGGCGCGGGCGGCGGCCGCGGGCGGCGACGGCGACAGCAACCUGGUCGGCGGCGACAUGGAGUUUGCGAUUGACGACUUUUUCAAAGGCGACGCGGACUGGCGGAAUGAGGUCACGUGGGAGCCAACCGACCAGGUCCUCGAGGCGGGCGCCAAGGGAAGCCGAAAGGCCGUGCGGCUCUCCAGCGGCAACCAACGCGGCGGCGGCGCCGCCGGUGCUGGCAGCCGCAACCGUGCCGGCACGGCCAGCGCCGACCGUGCCAGCGGCGGCGGCGCCGCCGCCAUGAUCUCGCCGUUGCUGCAGCCGUACCUCGCACGUGACCGUGGCAAGGCGCCGGGCAGCGGCAGCAUCACCGCCGCCGCCGCCGCCGCUUUCGGCCGGCGGCGCGGUGGCGGCGUGCUCGAGUCGGCCAUGUCUGACGGCGCCAACGACCGCGACAGCGACGUCGCCAUCCGGACCGCCAGCAUCCGCGGCGGCGGUGGCGGCGGCGGCGGCAGCAGCGGCGGCGCGCGCAACUUGUUUGACAGCGGCGGGACCGGCGUCGCGCCGCGGCGCAAGAGCGUGUUGGGCCUGCCGCGUUUGCACCUGUCAGCAUUUUACGGCGCAAGCGCCGACCGGGGCAGCGGCGGCGGCGUUGCCGCCACCCCCAGCCCGAUGGCAGUUGCGCGCCGCCACUUUGACACCGUAUCGCAGGCCUCGGGCUCUCCUGCGCCCGCCGGCCUCACCAGCACAGCCACCGGCGGCGCUGUGGUGGCCAUCGACCUCGAGCGCUCGCCGUUGGCGUCGCCGGCGUCACACCGCAACGGCAGCGCCCGCCACGGCACCGCCGGCGGCGCCGCCGCCACGAGCGGCGACGGCUACGGGCAAUUGCACGUGCCGGACUUGGAAAGCGCGCCGACGCACCCGCCGCCACAACCAGUGCACACCGGCGUCGCGGGCGGCGGCGCGGGUGGCGGCGGCGUGCUGGCGAAGCUGAGCUCCCUGCGCCUGGCGCUGCUGCGGCUCGGCCGCCAGGGCUCCGCCGCAGCUGGCGGCGGCGGCGGAAGCGGAAGUGGCGGCCUUGGGACCGCCAACACCUCGCCGUCCGCGACGCCGCCGGCGGCGGCGGCGGCGGCGGCGUGCACGCCGCGCCGGUGCGCCACCUCGCCGCUUGUCGUACUUGACGUAGCAGACGUGGCGGAGGCGGCCGCCGCCGCCACCGCCGCCGCCAACGGCGCUGCCGCGGGCACACACCACACUCCCCCGCACCCGUAUGCCCACGACCACGCCCACGGGCACGGGCAAGGGCACGUGCACGUGCAAGGCAUAUCGCCGCACGGCCUGGGUAGCCGUAGCUCAACCGCCGCCGCCGCCGCCGCUGCCACCGCCGCCGCUGCCGCCGCUGCCACCGCCGCCGCCGCCGCCGCGCUGCCGCCGCCUCCUGGCCUCGACGACACACAGCCCAUCAUCGUCAGCGCCGGGCCCUUCAUCGCCAGUGAGACCACCACCAUGGGCACCGGCCCCUCACGGUGGGGCGGCAAAUUCAUGGCGACUAUGGGCCCCAUCGACCGCCGCUACCUGACCGGAGCGCUGCCUGGCGGCACCGGCGCCGCCGCCGGCGCCGGCCCUAGCGGCGGCUCCGCCGCCGCCGGCGCCGGCAUCUUCGACAAGCUGUGGUACGACAUCAACACAGCCGCCGUUGCGCCGGCGGCUGCUGACGGCGCGGCGCCGCCAGCCAUGGCGCCGGUGUCGGAGACAACGGCGGCGCCGUCGGAGGGCAUGGCGGACACACCGGUAGGCACGCGCAAGGGCUCGGUGUCGCAUUGGCGCUCCAUGACGGCGGCUGUGUCGAUGGCAACGGCGGGGGCACGCAGCGUACUGCCUGGCGGAGCAGGUGGCGGCGGCGGCGGCGGCGGCGGCGGCGCGUCAGGUGCGGUAAUGGAGGAGGUGGCGGGGCAGGGGUCGGGCAGCGGCGCCGCCGCGCCCAUGCCACCUGCGUCACGUGCGCCGUCAGCCUCUGGCGGCGCCGCCGCGGCGCAAGCCGCCGCGGUUGCCGCCGCCGCCACUGCCGCUGCCGCCAACGCGGCCGGUCCCGCCGCCUUGGUGACGGUUGGGGCCGUGCUCCGGCGGUUGUGGGUCAACGACCCGUUAGGACCGUUGCACUUUUUCAGGGCAACCGCCGCCGGCGGCGCCGCCCAUCUGUUGGACAGUCCCGCCACGUGCGCCAUUGCGGAGGAGCGCGGCGGCGGCGGCGGCGGCGGCGGGUCUGCUACAGCCGCCGCUACAGCCGCGAGUGCCGCCGCCGGGCCGUCUGUGCUACAGCUGGGCACGCCUCGUGCCCGGGACAACGACCUCAACCACUAUGCCAGCCGCCAGGCCAACAACCACCAACCGCCGGUCCUCGUGUUCCGUGGCUUGCGAGUGCGCAUAGGGAUGAACUCAGGACUUGAGGAGUCGGAGUACAUGGUGACCCAAUCGGGUCUGGGCGUGCAAGCGGUGGCCUACUGCGGAGACUUCUUCGCAACAGCCAAGGAGGUCGGGGACGUGGCCAUGGGGGGCAUGGUGGUGUUGAGCGCCUCGGCCUUCGCAGCCUACCACAGCACCCAGACCCGCACACGCAAAACCGGCGGGGGCGGCGGCGGCGGCGGGGGCGGGGGCCGUAUCGCCGCCUCAGACAUGCUGAUACUACAUUUGGGCGAGCACGCAUUCGACAAGGCCGCGCCGCCGGCGCCGCCGACGCCGCCGCCAUUGCAGGAGCAGCAGCAGCCCUCGGGACCCCAAAAGCUGGAGCAUGAAGAAACGCUCCUGCUCCGGCCGCCGGAGCGGGCUGCCACCGGCAUCCCAACUGCCGCCGCCGGCACAACCGCCAUAACCGCCGUAACCGCCGCCACGCCGGAGGUGCCCGUACGGUCGUUGUACGGCGCCCUCAGCCCCGCCAUGGCGCCGCGGCUUGCCGUACUCCCUGACCUGGUCCGAAACACACGUGUCGUGGCGCCGGGCUGCCUGGCAGCCCCCGCCGGCGUCGUGGUCCCCGUCUUCUGCAACGUCGUGGGCUUGGAGGUGCUCGUCGCGUGGGAGCGCGUGAUUCAACAGCGUGCCGCGCGCGAGCUAAGCGCCGCUUCCACGCACGCCACCGCCGCCAGUGGCGGCGGCGGCACGGGCGGCAUGUCCAGUGACGAUGGCGGCGGUGGUGGCGGCGGCGGCGGAGCUGGCGGCAGUGUGCCGGGUAGCAGCGCGCUCACCGGCGGCGCGGGUGUGGUGCAGGCGGCGCUGCGGCUGCUGCGGGCGGUGGGCAGGGCGUUGGUGGCUCGGCACGGCGGCUACGUGGUGGCUUCGUCCUGGGACGGCGCGCACUGGGUGCUGGUGUUUCCCUCGCCCGAGUCGGCGUUGUUGUGGGGGCUGGACAUGCUCGAGGCCAUGCUCACAGCGGACUGGCCGCCAGGCUUCACCGAGCACGAGCUCACAGAGGAGGUCUUCAAUGACGGCGUGCUGGUCAGGCGCGGGCUGCGCCUGCGCAUCGGCGUCGACUGCGGGCGCGCCAUGGUGCGGGUGGUGCCUCGCAGCGGCCGGCUGGACUACGUGGGCAGGCCCAUGAACCGCGCCGCGCGCAUCGCGGCCAAGGCCAAGGCGGCGUGGAUGCUGGCGAGCGAUGCGGUGUGGCAGGCCGCCAGGCCCGCGGUGGCGCACGCCGCGGUCGCCCACAGCCUGGGCUCGCUUUCACUCAAAGGCGUGCGCGAGGACAUGCACUUGUGGGCGCUGCGGCCGCGGCGCUGCUUCCCGGCCUCACCGCCGCCGUCGCAGACUCAGGAGGAGCAGGAGCGGUUGCUAGCGAGGGUGCCGCCGCCAGGAGCAGCAGCAGCAGCAGCAGCAGCAGCGGUACGUGAUGCCUCGGCGACGGCCCAGGGUUAUGGUAGUGUUGGUCAGGGCCAGGGUCAGCAGCAGUGGGGACCGCCGCUGGCGGCGCAGUUGCGUCCGGGGUCUGAAGCGGCGGCGGCGGCGGCGUUUGCGGGGCGAACGAUGUCCGCCGCGGCGGUGGUGUCGGCGGCGGUCGCGGAUGGCAGUGGCAUUUGACUGUGAGGAGGGAGUAGUGACCCGGACGCGGUGCGAGAGGGCGGGUUUGUUUGGCGGGCACGCAGUCAUCGGUGGAGUGCGGAGAAGCGCGGGGGCGCGGGACCAUGCGGCGUGGCGUUGGUGUCGUGGGUAGUAGUAGGGUGGUUGGCAGCUCGGCGGCUGGACGCGCUCUCGGUGCAUGCGUGUCGAUAUUACGGUAUCGGUACGGCUGGAUGCGGUAGAUAGCACUUGAGCAAGCAUGGAACGAAGCAGCAGUAGCACAGGCAACGCUAGCGUGGGUAGGACACUGGGUUGGGUCAUUGCACAUGCCCACUAAGGCCUGGUGUUGACUGCUGAAGCAAACGGUUGACCAUUCCACGCUAUUCCACGGCUGUUCCGUCAACACGGUCACCUUGCCGUGCAAUCUCGACAGGGGUAGCAGCCAUGCUGAGCGGGCGAGCGCUUGCGGAAGUAACAAUUUUGACUGAAGGAUGUUGGCCUGAGAGCUUCUCUGUGAUGAUGGACGGAUGGGGCCCGUAUGAUAGAUGUUGCAUUGCCCAUUCUUUGGAACUGUCCGCUGCAACUAGAAGAUUAUCUGUGGUAAUGGAUGGAGCCUUUAUGGUGGGAUGGUAAUGGAUGGGGCGGGGCCUUCAUGGUAGGAUGGUAAUGGAUGGGGCUGUGACACUACGCGCCGCACCCCCAAAAUUUUCGCGUUGAACUAAUCGUGCGACUAGCCAACCGCCUAUCUUGGGGAGUAACGGGGCUGCCCUAGGAUCGUCUGAUGUCGCUGGGGGCACACGAGGGGCGUAUGAGGACGUGCCCUGGUGCUGUGCCGGCUGGUUCCCCUGAAGAGACAGAGAGGGGGCAGCGUAGUGCCUAAGCGGAUUGCUGGUGAAGGCUGCCGCUGCGCGUCCCGCGGUCUUAGGCAGUUUCCCUCCCGAGGGAUGAUUGACAUGGGGCGGUAAGUCAACCGUAUACCGUUACAGUAGCAGCGCAGUGGGAAAGACCAUCCACUGGUGCGUGAGUGUUUGGUUAGGGAGCGGCUACCAGGAAUGUCACGUCUGGUGCCCUCAGUGAUAGAUGCUGCCUGGGAAUGGCUACCUGGAAUGUUACGUCAGGCUAGCACCCGGCCCUAUCGCGAUGAGGUGUUGAUUGAUUGCCUGGGGAAGGCUACCUGGAAUGUUACGUCAGGCUAGCACCCGGCGCUAUGCCUAAGCAACAAGCGGUCAGCCGCUUAAAUACUCAGGGGCGACCCCCAUUGGUCGUACACGGAUCUAGAAUCCAUGUGCAACGUUGUCAAUUACGUAACAGACCACUCGUGCAACGUUGCUACUUACGUAAUCUGCCUCCCAGUCCGACCGCCUCUGUCCGACUGCCUACUGGUCUGACAAUUACGUA
Messenger RNA from Chlamydomonas reinhardtii, 10219 nucleotides. RefSeq lists its product as uncharacterized. Lineage: Eukaryota; Viridiplantae; Chlorophyta; Chlorophyceae; Chlamydomonadales; Chlamydomonadaceae. The coding region runs from base 350 to 8842 and encodes 2830 amino acids. The record is from RefSeq and is a predicted model, not a curated record. The transcript is spliced from 22 exons. Gene Ontology annotation, biological process: intracellular signal transduction; cyclic nucleotide biosynthetic process.